This is a messenger RNA of Salvelinus fontinalis (brook trout), 8265 nucleotides long. RefSeq names its product signal transducer and activator of transcription 5b (gene stat5b). The coding region runs from base 408 to 2774 and encodes 788 amino acids. Gene Ontology annotation, molecular function: DNA-binding transcription factor activity, RNA polymerase II-specific; RNA polymerase II cis-regulatory region sequence-specific DNA binding. NCBI's taxonomy places the organism in Eukaryota, Metazoa, Chordata, Actinopteri, Salmoniformes, Salmonidae. The record is from RefSeq and is a predicted model, not a curated record. The transcript is spliced from 19 exons. Gene Ontology annotation, biological process: response to peptide hormone; cell surface receptor signaling pathway via JAK-STAT; regulation of transcription by RNA polymerase II.
CCUUACCCAUGUAUUUAGGGUCUACAUUGUAGUUGGUAUUAACUAGCUUAUAAAUGACGUUAGCAUAUUUUACCUAGCUAUAAGACGGAGGUAGCGCUGCUAUAACCAAAACGAGCAUUCUCCCCGGAAGUGGGUGGUGCAUGCCAAUAGUUUUAUGCUAACGUUAGUUACUUAGCUGUAUAGUAGCAGCAACAGCUGGUUGCUAGUUGAUUUUCUUGCCAAGCAAAUUGAAAACUGGCCAUUACGAUACCGGUAAUGGUUCGAUAUGACAAACCGCAACAUUCUGGGUAACAUUAGCUAGCUAGGUAACGUUAAACACAAAACGUUUGACGGGCUUAGUUUUGGUGUUUCCUGUGCCCUAUGAUCUAAAUCAGAUUUGCUGUCUGGAAAUAGGGGGCUGAAGGAGGAUGGCGGUGUGGAUCCAGGCCCAGCAGUUGCAGGGGGAUGCGCUUCACCAGAUGCAGUCUCUCUACGGACAGCACUUCCCCAUAGAGGUGCGCCACUACCUGGCCCAGUGGAUCGAGGGGCAGCUCUGGGAUUCUGUGGAGCUGGAGAACCCCCAGGAUGAGCUGAAGGCCAAGCGUCUGCUGGACAGUCUGGUGCAGGAGCUGCAGAGGAAGGCCGAGCACCAAGUGGGGGAGGACGGCUUCCUGCUCAAGAUCAAACUGGGACACUACGCCAGCCAGCUCAAGAGCACGUAUGACCGCUGUCCUCUUGAGCUGGUGCGCUGCAUCAAGCACAUCCUUCACUCGGAGCAGAGGCUGGUGCAGGAGGCCACCAACGCCGUCGGGAGCGGCGGUGGGGGCGGGACCAUGGACAGCCUGUCCCAGAGGCACCAGCAGAUCAACCAGACGUUCGAGGAGCUGCGCGUGUCCACGCAGGAGACUGAGAACGAGCUGCGCAAGCUGCAGCACAACCAGGAGUAUUUCAUCAUCCAGUACCAGGAGAACCUACGCAUCCAGGCCCAGUUGAGCAGUCUGUCGGCCGUGCCGGCAGAAGAGCGAACCCAGAGGGAGACCACCCUGCAGGCCAAGAGAGCCACCGUGGAGGCUUGGCUCACCAGGGAGGCCAACACACUGCAGAAAUACAGACUGGACCUGGCGGAGAAGCACCAGAAGACUCUGGGCCAGCUGAGGAAGCAGCAGACGCUGAUCCUGGAUGAGGAGCUGAUCCAGUGGAAGAGACGUCAGCAGCUGGCUGGCAACGGGGGACCCACCGAGGGGGGACUGGAUGUCUUGCAGUCCUGGUGUGAAAAGCUAGCGGACUUGAUCUGGCAGAACCGGCAGCAGAUCCGGCGGGCCGAACACCUGACCCAGCAGCUACCGCUGCCUGGCCCAAUGGAGGAGCUGCUCACCAAGCUCAACUCUGACAUCACCGACAUCAUCUCCGCUCUCGUCACCAGUACGUUUAUCAUCGAGAAGCAGCCGCCCCAGGUGCUGAAGACCCAGACUAAGUUUGCAGCUACUGUGCGCCUACUGGUGGGCGGGAAGCUCAAUGUGCACAUGAACCCCCCGCAGGUCAAGGCAGUCAUCGUCAGCGAGCAGCAGGCCAAGGCCCUUCUCAAGAAUGAGAGCACCCGCAAUGACAGCAGUGGAGAAAUUCUCAACAACAACUGUGUGAUGGAAUACCACCGGACCACAGGAACCCUGAGUGCUCACUUCAGGAACAUGUCCCUGAAGCGGAUCAAACGGUCGGACCGUCGCGGGGCAGAGUCGGUCACAGAGGAGAAGUUCACUGUCAUGUUUGAGUCUCAGUUCAGCGUGGGGGGCAACGAGCUGGUCUUCCACGUCAAGACAUUAUCUCUCCCCGUGGUGGUGAUAGUACACGGUAGUCAAGACAACAAUGCCACGGCAACGGUCCUGUGGGACAACGCUUUUGCAGAGCCGGGCAGGGUGCCGUUCAUCGUUCCUGACAAGGUGCUGUGGCCGCAGCUGUGUGAAGCCCUAGACAUGAAAUACAAGGCAGAGAUGCACAGUGCCCGUGGCCUCUGCGACGACAACCUGGUCUUCCUGGCCCAGAAGGCAUUCAGCAGCGCCAGCAUAAACCCGGAAGACUACCGCAACAUGACCAUGUCCUGGGCCCAGUUCAACCGGGAGAGUUUGCCGGGGAGGAACUUCACUUUCUGGCAGUGGUUUGACGGAGUCAUGGAGCUCAUGAAGAAACACCUGAAGCCCCACUGGAAUGACGGGGCGAUCUUGGGCUUUGUGAACAAACAGCAGGCCCAGGACAUGCUGAUGUCCAAGCCCAACGGGACCUUCCUGCUCCGCUUCAGUGACUCUGAGAUCGGGGGCAUCACCAUCGCCUGGGUGGCAGAGAACCCUAACAAAGCAGGGGAGAGGCUGGUGUGGAACCUAAUGCCGUACACCACCAAAGACUUUUCCAUCCGCUCACUAGCCGACCGCAUCAGUGACCUCAACCACCUCAUGUUCCUCUAUCCCGACCGGCCCAAGGACGAGGUGUUCUCCAAGUACUACACCCCUCCCCUCUCAAAAGCAGUGGAUGGCUACGUCAAACCACAGAUCAAGCAGGUUGUGCCAGAAUUCACUACUCCCAACCCUGAGCCGUCCUGUGGGAACCCCACCUACAUGGACCAGGCACCCUCCCCGUCAGUGGCUCACCCCAUCAACUUUGCAAUUUUCCCUCCCAUCAGAAGUGACCCCAUGAUGGACGCAGAUGGAGAGUUUGACCUGGAAGACACCAUGGAUGUGGCCCGACACGUGGAGGAGCUUCUGCGGCGGCCCAUGGCCAACCAGUGGGACGGCCAACAGUCCUGAACUUUCACCUUUUGACCCCUGACCCUGCACCCCAACAAGAGCAAGCACCCAGAAAACAUCCAAUGGUUUUGGUUCCAUUGGUUUCUAUUGUCUAUUUUUGUCAAUUCUCAAAGGUGAAAUGUAAUAUUUGACAGUUCUUGGAUUCUUCUCUGAUCUUCUUGACGUGGCAAUUGAUUAUUUCAAAGAAAUAACUAAUUGUACUUGAAGAAAAAGCACAGUAGAAAAGGUUUGUUUGGAAGUAAGUACUGAGAAAAAUGUAGAAAUGUGUGUUACUACAAUAUACAGCAAUAUUUUUACAAAAAUGUUUAGCUAUGCUGCUUAUGGCCAUAUUCUGAACAUGUUUAAAGAGCAGGAAGGCCUGCACACUGUUGUUAUGCUCCCAAUUCACAGCUUUAUUGACCACGUUUCGAUCCGAACAGGAUCUCUUUCAGGUCAGAGUGCUCACAUCCGAAAAUGUACACAUUUCCCCUCACAUGACCAUGACUCAUGGUGGGUGUGGAAACAAUUCAAUUAAUUUUUUCUCCUAGUUAAUCAGAGGUACAUGUGGUCAUAAAGGAUUAUAUCCAUACAAAUAGGGCUGAGUUAACCUAGGCAACAUUAAUUAAAGAUUACGUUGGCAUAUGACCAUUACGCACAGGAGGUGCGGUGGCCGUAGAUAUAAUUACAGUGGCCUAUUUCAAAAACCAACUUGUGUACCUCUAAUAAUUUAGAUCUCAAUGAGAUGAGAUGGGCACAUGUAGUAGAAUAUAUAAUAUGUACAAAAUGACCAAGUGGAGACCUGGCCGGCAAGACAAAUCGACGUAACAUAUUUAUGUAAAAAAUAGUCUAUCAAACUCUUUGUUCAUAGCUUUAGGAGACAUGGUGGACAAACGGUGAAUCCAAUGCAAUUCUCUUCUCAGUAAUAGAUUAACAGUACCCCCCUCCCCAGUAGCCUUAACAUGUUCAAUAGCUGUGUAUCUCAGAGAGCUGUUGUGAGGAGCCUCCGCGAAACGUGCAGCCACAGUUUCUCUGAUCAAGAGUCCUGAUAUUUCUCUUGUGUUCUGUUUUCAGAGCUCGUUUUGUUUUUCCUACAUGGCAUAGACCACAAAUGCACUUGAUCAGGUAUACCAUAUAUUUUUUUUGUAUAACACGUGAUACACUUAAUCUUAAUGGCCUUGCCUGUGAUGGGUUGACUGAAAGUUGUGCGUUUGUUCUUAAAGUUACACUGGGUACAUCGGCCACAUCUGUAUUUACUGUCCGGCACGUUAUCUAGGAAGGUGCUACGUGGCAUCGGUGGAAGGGAUGGUUUGGGAGUGAGGCUAGGUCAUGUUUUUCUAACGGUCCUGUGCGUCGUACAGCCAAUCCUCUGGGUAACGGCAGGAAGUCUAGUGGUUAGAGUUUGGCCAGUAACCAAAAGGUUUCCUCGAUCGAAUCUCCGCGCCAACGAGCUAAAAAAAAACUGUCGUUAUGCUCCUGAGCAAGGCGGGUUACGCUGUUGCCCGGGCUCCGAAGACGUGGAUGUCGAUUUUAAAUGCGAUUUUUAAAUGCGGUAGACAUGUUUCAGUUGAAGGCAUUCAGUUGUACAACUGACUAGUUGUCCCCCUUUCCCUGUUUGACGCGUUCAUCCAGAUAGUGCACUUGAUUGUACUACAGAUCAUGGGUGAUAGGGAGGCUCUUUCUCUGGGAAAGGUACCUUUACCCUUCAGGUUGGUAUCGUCAAAGUACAGGCAUUUCUUGAAAUGCUCAGUGCUGCAUUUGUUUCUGUUGGUUUGGAAUGUAACAAUUAAGUGAUUUGAAUCUUGCGUCUCUACACCGUUAAAUUCAACAUCAACGUAACAAAUUUGGCAUUCAGAAUGAAUUUAAAUGUUUGAAGUGAAUUCCACCAUUGAGUAUUUGAAAUACGAUAGUGCAGUAUUUUGACCUUUUGCAUCCUCAAAAUGGGGCCCUUGGUUUGAAACGCCAUGUGCUCUGUACAUUCUGCCUCACAUUACAUGCAUAAUACAUGUGCAGUAUCUUCUGCCUUUGAAUGCCAAGUUUACUAGCCUUAAUUCAAACUCUUGCUUAUUACACUGAACUAGUUUCACUUAGUGUAUCAGUUUAUUUUUCUAAACAAAUUAACUGGUAACUUAACUAUUGAAUUGCUACUCAAAUUCAUUAGACUACAUUAGAAACUCAGCGAUAACCAAUGACCUGCUCUCUUUUUUUCUUGAUUAAUUUAGUAUGAAUUAAAAACAAAAAAAAUGUACCUUUUGCCCAGAUCGUACCUUGUUGUUUAAGACGUUAACGUUAAGUGUUACCCAUUCGCUGAAAAUAUCAAUUUUUAAUGGGCUGUGUGAUCAUGUAUUGAUAUUGUUUUUUAACUGUAUGCAAUCAUGUUCUUUGUUACCUAUAUUUGCAGGCACGCCACCCCUGUUCCUGACACUUAGCUACCCACCCUUUUAUCUCAAGUACCACAUACAGCUACUACCUUAUUUGCCUAUUCAGAAGUACUUGCGCAGUGUCGUAGCUUCUCUUUCUGUGCCUAAAGACACUGAUCACGAUUGUGAAGUGGCAACACCAAUGUCCAGGCAAGAGAUUGUAUUACCACAACCCUUUUAGUAUGCUCGUCCUCGCCUUUACAGCACCGCGUUUUGCAGGGCAUGGGCAACGUUGUGGAGGGUAAUUUUUUAUAAUUUUUUUAUAUAUAAAUACAGUGCCUUCAAAAGUAUUCAUCCCCCUUGGUGUUUUUCCUAUUUUGUUGCAUUACAACCUGUAUUUUAAAUGGAUAUUUAUUUGAAUUUCAUGUAAUGGACAUACACAAAAUAGUCCAAAUUGGUGAAGUGAAAUAUAAAAAAUAUAUAUAUUUUUUUUUUGUGACGCAUCCAUAUAUAUAUAUAUAUAUAUAUGUAUGUAUAUGUAUAUGUCUGCAACACUACUAAGCAAGAGGCACCAGCAAGCAAGUGGCACCAUGAAAACCAAAGAGCUCUCCAAACAGGUCAAGGACAAAGUUGUGGAGAAGUACAGAUCAGGGAUUGGUUAUAAAAAAAAUCAAUAACUUUGAACAUCCCAAAGAGCACCGUUAAAUCCAUUAUUAAAAAUUGAAAGAAUAUGGCACUACAACAAACCUGCCAAGAGAGGUCCACCCACCAAAACUCACAGACCAGGCAAGGAGGGCAUUAAUCAGAGAGGCAACAAAGAUAACCCUGAAGGAGCUGCAAAGUUCCACAGCGGAGAUUGGAGUAUCUGUCCAUUGGACCACUUUAAGCCGUACACUCAACAGAGCUGGGCUUUACGUGAGAGUGGCCAGAAAAAUCAGCAAACGUUUGGUGUUAGCCAAAAGGCAUGUGGGAGACUGCAAACAUAUGGAAGAAGGUACUCUGGUCAGAUGAGACUAAAAUUGAGCUUUUUGGUCAUCAAGAGAAAUGCUAUGUCUGGCGCAAACCCAACACCUCCCUUCACCCCUAGAACACCAUCCCCACAGUGAAGCAUGGUGGUGGCAGCAUCAUGCUGUGGGGAUGUUUUUCAUCGGCAGGGAAUAGGAAACAGGUCAGAAUUGAAGGAAUAAUGGAUGGUGCUAAAUACAAGGAAAUUCUUGAGGGAAACCUGUUUCAGUCGUCCAUAGAUUUGAGACUGGGACAGAUGUCCACCUUCCAGCAGGACAAUGACCCUGAGCAUACGCUAAAGCAACACUCAAGUGGUUUAAUGGGAAACAUUUAAAUGUAUUGGAAUGGCCUAUUCAAAGCCCAGACCUCAAUCCAAUUGAGAAUAUGUGGUAUGACUUAAAGAUUGCUGUACACCAGCGGAACCCAUCCAACUUGAAGGGGCUGGAGCAGUUUUGCCUAGAAAAAUUGGCAAAAAUCCCAGUGGCUAGAUGUGCCAAGCUUAUAGAGACAUAACAGAAGAGACUUGCAGCUGUAGUUGCUACAAAAGGUGGCUCUGCAAAGUAUUGAUUGGGGGGUGAAUAGUUAUGCUCGCUUAAGUUUUCUGUUUUUUUGUCUUAUUUCUUGUUUCACAAUAAAAAAAUAAUUUGCAUCUUCAAGGUGGUAGGCAUGUUGUGUAAAUCAAAUGAUACAAACCCCCCAAAAAUCUAUUUUAAUUCCAGGUUGUAAGGGAAAAAAUGGGGGUGAAUACUUUUGCAAGCCACUGUAUCUUAUGAAGAACACCCAAGGCUCUCUGACAUGUUAGCAUUAAGCAAUAAGGCUCGGAGGGGGUUUGUAUAUGGCCAAUAUACCACAGCUAAGUGCUGUUCUUAAUUACGACGCAAUGCGGAGUGCCUGGAUACAGCCCUUAGCCUUGGUAUAUUGGCCAUAUACCACAAAUCCCUGAGGUGCCUUAUUGCUUUUAUAAACUGGUUGCCAAUGUAAUUAGAGAACUAAAAAAAAAAAAAAUCAUACCCAUGGUAUACGGUCUAAUAUACCACGGCUGUAUGCUAUCAGCAUUCAGGGCUCGAACCACCCAUUUUAUAAUAAGGAAUCACAUGAACUCUUGACAUUUCUGUCUGUGACGUUCCGUGUUUGCCUACUGAACAUAGCCCAGGUUUAAACCCGUAUUACCCUCCCCAUCGAUCAUAAUUCACUACUAUGUGGCUAGUCUCAGGAAAAUAUACUUUGAUGUAGGGUUCAUCCCAGAGAAUUUGAGGUGACCACACCUUAGGCAGAGAAGAAAUAGUGCCUACCUGUCUAAAUUUACUGCAUAUAUUCAGAGCUAGCUAUUUUCUUGUUCUAUUUUACCACCAUAAUGCUAUUUUACUACCAAUAUGUGGCAUGCAAAUGUGUAUGUGAAUUAAAGUUUACUAACAAAUGUAAAAUGGGCAGAGUGUAUAUGAGCUUUUCCACUCACGACACCAUUUGUUUUGCUGCUUUGCUUAAGUCUAUUUUCUCAGCAUUAGUUUUUUUCUUGUUCAAGUCGAGACGUUUAUGGGAAAGUACUGUACAAAUUGUCCUUUUUAUUUGUAAUUCACCUGUAUUUCUUAACUGUGUGGGUUUUAGUCUUGAAUAUCUGGGUUGUAUUACUCAAAGCAGAACCAAGAAGUCAGAAAGCUAACUUUGAUUAACCAGAAAAUAGUUAUUUCUUUGUUAAUGUAAAUUUCACUAUGGGUUCUUGAAAAUCAUUGCCAUUAUACCAUACCUUUUGGGGAAAAAGGUAUUUGUGCAACCAGAGAUUAAAUACUUUCAAUGGAGAAACAUUAUUUUUAAGUCUAUGCUUAAUCUGUUUCUUGGAAACCGGCCCAUAGAGUAUUUCCAGGUGCAUGGAAUAAACUGUAUACAGUAUAAAAUGAAAAACUCCCAGCACAUAAUUUUGAAUACUCGACAAACAAGAUAUACCUUAAAAUUCAGUUGAUGAACAUUGAUCCUGCUUUGUGAAAUGUAUUUUAAACUGUCCUGUCAUUUUAUCUUCUUGUGUUUGCUUAUAAAUAUAGUAUAGUGCCAAGAGUUUUUCCCAUGUAACAAGACCAGGAAAAAAUCUGGGCCCUACAUUGAAGUUGGGCAGGGGGGAAGGAGCCGGAAAUAAAAGUUUUAUAAAUAAUUUUAAA